AUAGUGGAAGGAGGUUUAGUUUUUGAACCUGGAUUUUCCGCCUCUGCUUUUAGUAGCCUAAUUUACAACAGAUUUAUUCAGUUUAUACAUAGGUGAAUUGUAAAAUGAAAGGAAUGCAUGUCUUAUGCUUGCAGAGUUGGUGCUGGGGGCACAUUUCAGUGAUACACAUUUCCUGUUUCCUAGCAACAACAGCAGGAAGUAUGUGGUAUUGAAAAGAGAGAGCCGGAGAGAAAGACAACCAGACACUUAAGUCGGUUCGCUUUCUCGAAAGAGUAAAAUGACUUUAUGAAUAAGUCAGUAAAAAAUAAUUAAAUCACAACCCUGGAUCAGACACACACCGAAGAACAUAGUCGCACGUGAACUAUGUAUAUGGACCAGCUGCACUCAAAAAGUUGACUUGGAACAAGCAAGGACCAGAGGAAUUAACAGGGAUCAGCACAAGAUUGAAAUGUGGUUUAGGGACAAAGUUAUUGUGUGGCACAUUCAGCAGAUGUUCAUCAGGUCACGUGCUUCCAGCCUCAGUGUGCAGGUCCUCCUGGUGGAGGUUGCCCAGUGUGCUGCAGCCAGACCCCUCUCCCUGGAAGGCGGAGUUUUCAACCAGUAAUUUCCACGUCUCCAGUCCCCUAUGUUAUAUCCCAAGGAAAGUCAGUGGCCAAAAUUUAUGUUAAUUCUUGCACACUUCUGCAUUUAUUCACAUUUAAAUGAAGAUAAUUCAAUGACAUUUGAAGGCUGAGAUGUGAACUCAUUUCAUAUUUAUUUUUGUUUGGAAAGGUGUUUCUUCCACCCUUUUUGGUUGAAAUUACUGCAGGAAAGUUGUCGCCCCCGCCCUGCCCACAAUCCGUACCUUCUCAUGGCCUCUCAGGAUCUAGGUCGGACCAAAGGCUUUCCCUGUAAGCAGUGUGACACAGUGUUGCCCAGUAUGCCCAGUCUUCUAGAGCAUAUGGAGACUCAUUACCGGAAAGAAGAAGAGCGAAAGUUCAGGUGUGACCGAUGUGGCCGUUGCUACAGGCACCCUGGCAGCCUGGCAAACCACAAGAAGACUCACAAAGUGGGCUCUUUCCAGUGCCACAUAUGUGCCAGGAACCUCUCAAAUCUCCUGGCAUUGAAAAACCAUCUACGCAUUCAUACAUCUGGCAAAAAGUUCCCCUGCUUGCAGUGUGGGGAGACUUUUAGGCUGGCUGCUCAGCUUGCCAUACACUUGAAGGUUCAUCAUGCUGGGGGAUCCCAAGGAACAUCUGAGAAGAAUGAGAUUCUACAGGAGACUACAGAGUAUCCACAGAACAGAGAAAAUGCUGAUGAACAUGAGACUGCAUUCAAUGAACAGGAUAUCAGUUUACUAUCAGGUCUUUCAGAAUCAGUGAUUGAAACUGUUCCCUCGAGUAGCCUGAAUGACAGACUGACGCCAGACUUCAGUCGUGAUUCGAGCAUUGAGAAAGAAACGCUGGUCUCAAAUGACACCAUGAAUCGUCCUUUCAAGUGCGACCAGUGCAAGAGGACAUACCGACACCAUGGCAGUCUGAUCAAUCACAAAAAAUCUCACCAAGUUGGGGUAUUUGACUGUCCUGUGUGCUACAAACAAUUCAGCAACUUGGCUGCCCUCAAGAGCCAUCAACGUAUUCACACAAAGUCCAAGUCCAAGUCUGGAGCGCUUCACGUUGGGUUACCUCACCCAAGCAAAUCACCAGAUCUGUCCCAGCCUGUGCCAAAAAAUGGGGAUGUAGCUGUGCACUUCUGUCACUUGUGUGAAGUAUCUUUCCCCAAUGAUGAUGAUUUCCAGGAUCACAUCCUGUUACAUAACACGUCCUCUCUUAGUCUUGGGCUCUCAGCUGGUUUAACAGAUGGUUUGUCCUGUGACUUUAACAUUAACCAGUCAGACAAUGCCAACUGUUGUCAACCUUCCCUUAGUGACACUCCACCUCUGUCAUCACUGCUGGACAAACAAGAGUCAUUUGACCAGAUGCUGGAGCCCAUCAAAAGUGGUCAGAUGUACACUUGUGCCUAUUGUGGACAAGGAUACAGUGACUUGGACAGCCUCAAAGCUCAUUCUGCCACUCAUCAGUCUCCAUCUCCCUCAAACAUUCAGGGAAAGUCUACAGAGUUCCAGAAGCAUGACAAUGAUUUACGCAUGUUAGAGUCAGCAUUGGCUAAUGAAAUUAAAGAUCACGAAUCCUCAGCUGCAGAUACUGGUGAGCGCCGGUUCAAGUGUCAGGUCUGUAACAAGAGUUACCGGCAUGCUGGGAGCCUUAUCAACCACAAGAAUUCUCAUCAGACUGGCGUUUACCAGUGCUCCAUCUGCCGUAAACAUUACCCGCACCUGGCAGCCCUGCGUAGCCAUCUGCGUAUCCACAAGGCCCGGCCUCAUACAAUGCCCCUCAGUUCAGAGGGUGACUGGCUCUCUCCUGAACCCCUCACUCUUGAAGGCCAUCUGGGAGACUUGCAGACUCAGGACUUUGAGGAUGAGGAAACCGGUAUGCUCCACCUUAGUCAAAAUUUGGGAGAGCCUGCACAUAUUAAUCUUGAAAGCAGCCAUAGCAAUGGGCUGGAUGAAUUUGAGAUCCAUGAGACAUUUGACACUGCUUUCCCUCCGCACAGGCUUAAGCAGUUACCUCUACCUCAAGGUGAACCCCAUGCUGAGAGGCACAUGUGUGCAGACUGUGGGGAGACAUAUGCAGAUAUUGCAGGGAUCAAGUCACAUACGUGCCCACAUCGACACCAGCAGCAGGAGGCUUUGAACAAUGGUUUCGUAGGUGAUGUUGAUAUCCAAGAUCCAGGGACAAAGGCUCUGCUUGAACAUGGGGGAAUUGAAAUAGGGUCCAGGGCACACAUGUAUGACCCAAACCAGAGACACUGUAGAGGCCCUGACUUCCAUGAAAAUACUUUUAUGAACAGUGGUGAUGAGGCAGACAAAAAUGAAGAUGAUGACGGAGAGGUGUAUCAGUGCUCAGUGUGCGGGACCCAUUACACUAAUAUGCAGACAUUAAGGAACCAUCUUCAUAGCCAUACCCAAUCCCAGAGUAUAGCCACCAGUACUGGUCCUUCUUCUCUGUCCUCCCUUGAGGAGGAUGAGGAGGAGGACUUAAGUGAGGGUCAGAAAAAAAAUGUUAGUCUGAUAAUCUGCAGUACCUGUGGAGAGAGCUUCUCUGCGGAGCAGGAGCUGCAGGAGCACCAACAUAUGCACAGUCAGACCAUUGAAGAUGAAACUGUACUGAACGAGGGAGCUAGCAGUCACUAUGCUAAUGGACAGAGGGAUGAGGGCAUGAUUUGUGGUAUGUGUGGUGUAGCAUGCAAAGAUUAUCUCCAACUAGAGACCCACUUGUGUUCAGAUCAAGGAAGAAUGGAAGGGGAAAAGAAUGAAGAAAACAUUGCUGCUGGGAAAAUUGAAGGCAUACAUUCGGGGGACCACGAGGAGAGCCCAGAUUUGGAAAAUCGGCCACAUAAAUGUGAACAGUGUGGCCGUGCCUACAGACAUGCUGGUUCCUUACUCAACCACAAGAAAUCACACAAAACUGGGGUCUUCCGUUGUUUUGUCUGCCAGAAGCGCUUCUACAACCUUUUAGCCCUCAAAAAUCACCAAAGGACACACUUUGAUGUUAAGAGGCACAAGUGUGAAGAGUGUGGUAAAGCCUUCAAAAUCCAGAAGCAACUCCUGAAUCACAUGAGAAUUCAUAAAGAAAACCGAGCUAGAGUCAAGGAGCUCAAUCAGCAACUGCAGACCCUCAUUCAGGCGAAUAGGACUGAAUCAAAUGGAGGACCUGACAUCCACAAUGUAAAUGCCAAGAUGGAUGACAAGUCAAGCUCUUGGCGCAGAAACUCCAGGCCCAGAGGCCGAGGAACCACUGUCCAUUGUAAUAGGUGUGGGGGAAACCACAGCUGCAAAGUCUGCCCUGCAGUGGGUGCUUUGGUGGAGCCACAGGUUGAGGUCAAGUCAGAGGAGGGAGGGAAUGACCAUCGCCCCUAUGCCUGUGACCAGUGUGGACGAACCUAUAGGCAUGCAGGGAGCCUUGUCAACCACAAAAACUCCCACAAGACAGGCGAGUACUAUUGUUCUGUUUGCAACAACACAUAUUCCAACCAGCUUGCUAUGAAGAACCACCUACGUAUCCACUUUGCUGUGAAGAAACACACUUGCCAGGACUGUGGGAAGGCCUUCCGGGGACAGAAGCAGUUGUCUACUCAUGCACGCUCACACCGCAGGAAGAAAGCACGCACAACUGGGGGUAGGGGAGGUGGUAAUAGACGAGCGAAUGAGGGCAAGGUUACAAAAUGUAAGGAAUCCAGUCAGGCUUUUACCUCAGCUGCUGAACUUUUAUCCCAUACCAGUGAACUACAGCUACCAUCAGCUUCUACAGAGGGUCACCUGAAUGGUGUGAAAAAUGAACCUUGUGGCAGUGCACAAGCAGGCGAAAAGGAGGAGCGUCCCUUUGGCUGCAGUAUCUGUGGCCGUACCUAUCGUCAUGCUGGUAGCCUUCUAAAUCAUAAGAACACUCAUAAGACAGGCCACUUCAACUGUUCCUUCUGUGCCAAGCCCUUCUCAAAUCCCAUGGCGCUGCGAAACCAUACACGCAUUCAUACACAGAAGAAGAAGCAUGUCUGCACCACGUGUGGCAAGGCGUUUCGCCUUGCCAGUAUCCUUCACAACCAUCAAAACAUCCAUAUUCGGGGGGACAUACACUUCAACUGCCCUGUUUGUGGCAAAAGUUUCCAGGGUAGGUCUGGGUUGAAGAGACAUCGCUGCCAGAAGAACCAGGAAGGUCGGAAAAAAGCCACUGAAAGUAGGGCAGAAGGAAGAGAGAGGUGCUUCACGUGUGAAGAAUGUGGUCGUUCAUACCGCCAUGCUGGCUCUUUGCUUAAUCACAAAAAGACACACACUACUGGCAUCUACCAUUGUAACAUUUGCUUAAAGACCUUCUCCAACCUGUUAGCACUCAAGAACCACCGCCGCAUUCACUCAGAGGUGCGACGUCACUGUUGCCCUGACUGUGGCAAGACAUUCCGUGUGUCUUCACACCUACACAGCCACCGUCGAGUGCACAGCAAAGAGCAGUCUGUCUCAUGCACACCCUGUCAGCGAACCUUCCCCAGUUUGACCAGUUUGCAGCAGCAUCAGGAACUGCAUAGCCAGAUGCAGCAACAUACAAUGCAGCAGAGUGACCUUGGGGGAGAGGAGAUUGGGGCUGACUUUAACUGGGGCUCAGGACUAGACCUUUCCCUAAUGCAGGCUCAAGGACUGGAUCCAAAUGGGCUUCCACGGCUGGCAUCAUCUUUCUCCUGUCUGGACAACAGCCAUCCAUCCGAGUUGCAGAAGCAGCAGGACAGCCAUGGAGCCGAAGCAAAGGGAGCGAAGGUCCACGUCUGUGAACACUGUGGUCGCACCUACCGACAUGCCGGCUCCCUACUUAAUCACAAGAACAGCCACAAGAUAGGAUGCUUCUUUUGCUCUGCAUGCCAGAAGGAGUUCUCCAACCUAAUGGCCCUGAAGAACCACAGGCGUAUCCACACGGAGCCCAAGCGUUUUCAGUGCCCAGAAUGUGGCAAGGCCUUCCGGGUUUCCACUCAACUCAUAUGUCAUCGUCGUAUCCAUACUAAAGAGAAGCCCUUUUCUUGUUCACAGUGUGACAAGCACUUCUCUAGCAAGUCCAAUUUGCGCCACCAUCAGAAAGUCCAUCAGAGCCAGCAGAAUUUUGAGGCCACCCUGGACACGAGUGCAAAUUCCUUUAUGGGCCUUAGUAUGAGUCCUUUCCUGUGAAGCGGGGCUUUUUUUAAGGUGAGCUGGUGUCAUCUGCUGCCAUCUAAACAGAGAAGGGAUUACAGUUCCCAGUGUUAUUUGGACAAAUACGGCCAAAUGAUUAAUGUCAGCAUCUAGCAUUUCCAUUGCAUCAGCUUUUCUCUAAGAGAGCUGUGUUUGGAGAGGGCUAUGCAGUGCAUAGAGUCUUCAAACUCGGAAGCCUGACUGGCAAGACUGCACUCUGCCUUUUAAUGAUCAUGACACUAUUAAGGCUUGUGGUGAAGCUGAUAUCUCAGGAUGGAUUUCCAAUGACAUUCCCCACAUCCCAAGUGACCAAACUAUGGCCUAUAGAAAACCAGAAACCUACACAGUUGUGUGGUCAUCUAAGGGUUGUCUGAAAUUAUCCAAGCUUCUUAAGAGCAACAGUAGUUUAGUUGCUUGGAUCAUAUUCUUAGGUCCUGUGGACAGGAGUGACAUGGCAGAAUCGUUAUAAGACCAGUUUAAAGUGUAGAGGUAGUCAAAAGACACAACAUUUGUAAGAUCAGUAAAAGUCCACUCCUUGAGCACACAGACUUCCAAUUGAUUGAUGGCUGACCUCAUACCCCUUCACAUCAUUUUGCUGCUUAACAUAAUUUCUGCUUCUUUUUCCUCCUCAAAACACUUCAUACUUUGCCUCCUCACAACACAUCAUUUGAAAUAUGUACCUUUGGAAAAUGACAUUUGGGCCAUCAUAGCUGGCUUCAGACUCUUGAACCAGGUGGUUUUUCUUGCCAGUCAAAUCUUGCAGUGAUGUAAGAAUAUUAAAAACAUAUAUUUAUACUUUAUUUUUAAGAGGAAGUACAGUGAAAUGGGAUCUUUAUGCCUGGAGUAAUUUUACUGGCAGUGCAGUAUUUUAAUCCAUCCCUGAGUGUACAACUUAUAUAGCAGAUAUUUAAUAAGUAAUAUGAUUUAACUUAAAUGUCUGAGCAAACAAUAUCUGCUGCAGAAGAGUUUUCUUGCAUGGAAUGACAUACCCAUUGUUAAAGUGGUAUCAAACCCACCCACAUGUUGCAUUGUCCCCUGGUUACAACACUCGUAUUUGAAAUGAAUAAUAUGGAAACAAUGGGCCUCAUUUAUCAAUCGUGAGCCAAACAAAUUUGAUUGUAAAUUGUUCGUAAAUGUAUUUAUGCGAACAAUACAGGAUUUAUAAAUGUUUUUGUAUGUGUUUAUUCAUAGGAUCCAAACAAAUUUCACUAGUGCUCUAAACUGUUAAUAUUGUGUGUGUAAAUCUGUGGAAAAAACGAUUUCAAAGCUUUUUUUGCAUAUUUUGCUUUUAUUUUUCCCAUUCAUUUGUGUUUUAUUUUGAUUAAAAAACAAUAGCAAGAUUAA
This is a messenger RNA of Anguilla rostrata (American eel), 7093 nucleotides long. RefSeq names its product zinc finger protein 646 (gene znf646). The record is from RefSeq and is a predicted model, not a curated record. The transcript is spliced from 6 exons. Lineage: Eukaryota; Metazoa; Chordata; Actinopteri; Anguilliformes; Anguillidae. The coding region runs from base 851 to 5746 and encodes 1631 amino acids.